AUGGCCACUGAGAACCGUUCAACCGGCAAAAAGGUCAAGGCCUUCUUCCUUGGCAAUGAGGCAACUUCAAAAGAAGAAAGACGUCUUGUGCAGAAAAUAGACUUCUUCAUCUUGACAUACUGCUGCCUCAGCUACUUCUUCAACUACCUGGACCGUGCUGCUUUUGCCAAUGCUUAUGUUGCUGGCCUCCGCGAGGCCUUGCACAUGAAGGGCCAUGACUACAACACAGUUCUUUCGGUGACCACUGCUGGUAUGGUGGUGGGACAGAUUCCUCAUGGCAUCAUCAUCGGUCUCCAAAUCGUCCGGCCGCGAAUCUGGCUGCCGUCGAUGUGCUGUCUCUGGGCAUUCCUGACUAUGGCUAGUGCAGGCGUCAAGAAUACCGCUCAGCUCUGCGUUAUCCGCUUUUUCCUUGGCUUGGCGGAGGCUAGCACCUACUCGGGAGCCAUCUACAUCAUGGGCUCCUGGUACAAGCCUGAAGAAAUCUCGAAGCGCACGGCCAUCUUCACCGCGUCAGGUCAGGUAGGCACGAUGUUUGCCGGCGUCAUGAUGGCUGCCAUCUACAAGGGACUAGGCGGCCUUGCCGGUCUUGGUGGAUGGCAGUGGGUCUUCAUCAUUGAUGGCAUCAUCACGCUUCCCAUCGCGAUCUUCGGCUUCUUCUACUUCCCGGAUAUCCCUGAAAACACCAGCGCUCGGUAUCUCAGUGACUCUGAGAAAAAGAUUGCUGUUGGACGUUUGCCUCCAGUCAUCAAAGGGUCGCACGGAGUCAACCCGUUCUCUCUGUUAAAGCGUCUAGUACUUAUGCCCACCUUUUGGGUUUUGGUGCUGUGGUCUCCGAUUUGCGCUACACUCGAGGCCUGGGUUGUCCAGGGUAACUUCAUCCUUUGGCUUAAAUACCACGCCGAAUCCUUCACGCAGAGCCAAAUCAACACCUAUCCUUUGGGCGUGCAAGCAGUCGGCAUCGUAACCAAUAUCAUGGCGGCAUGGCAUAUGGACGCGACCGGAACCCGAGUACCCAUGGUUGUGCUGGUUUGUCUUAUCCAAAUCGUCUGCGCCGCGAUGCUCCUCGUUCCGAACCUGCCUUACGCCGGUACCAUGUUCGCAUUCUACGCAUCGGGUUCGUCGUACAUGGUCAACCCGUUGAUCUUUGGCUGGGCCAGCAUCAUUCUCCAACGGAGCGGCGACGAGGCGGUGCGCAGCGUGACGGUGUACGCUAUGAACAUUGGCGCCACCACGCUUUACACUUUCUGGGGCAUCGUCUUCUAUGCGGCCGAUGAAGCGCCGUAUUGGAAGAAGGGUGCGAUUGUCAUGAUUGUGUGCAGCGUCAUCGUACUCUGCUUCAUGGGACUCGUCAUCAGGAUCGAUAGGCAAUCACUUGCAAAAUAUGGCUCAAUGACGGUGGAAGACUUCGAGCGUGCCGCUGCGGCUCGAGAGACGCAGACGUUGCCUGACGGAGAGAGAUCCGAUGAGAACGAGGACCAAAAGAACACAGUUUCGGAGAAAGUGACGCCAAUCUGA
Molecule: messenger RNA, 1515 nt
Organism: Colletotrichum abscissum
Lineage: Eukaryota; Fungi; Ascomycota; Sordariomycetes; Glomerellales; Glomerellaceae
Product: major facilitator superfamily transporter
Exons: 10
Coding region: 1-1515 (504 amino acids)
Biological process (GO): pantothenate import across plasma membrane
Cellular component (GO): plasma membrane
Molecular function (GO): pantothenate transmembrane transporter activity
Source: RefSeq, a predicted model, not a curated record